Molecule: messenger RNA, 1286 nt
Organism: Piliocolobus tephrosceles (Ugandan red Colobus)
Lineage: Eukaryota; Metazoa; Chordata; Mammalia; Primates; Cercopithecidae
Gene: APIP
Product: APAF1 interacting protein
Exons: 7
Coding region: 212-940 (242 amino acids)
Cellular component (GO): cytoplasm
Molecular function (GO): methylthioribulose 1-phosphate dehydratase activity; metal ion binding
Source: RefSeq, a predicted model, not a curated record
ACGUUGGCCACGCCUCCCGGGCAGUCAGGUGCGCUGCUGGAUAGCCCAGCUGGAGGGGCCUUCCAGACCCCGCCCACCCUGUUCGCCCCGCCUCCGGGCUGCCCUCAGCGCCGCCUGAUUGCAUUUGCGGCCUUGCUGCCUCAACCCAGGCUGAGCGCCGCAAGCAAAGCCGUGCGGAGAUUGGAGGCCGCGUGGGUCCCUGGUCUAGGCCAUGUCUGGCUGUGACGCUCGAGAGGGAGACUGUUGUUCCCAGAGAUGCGGCGCGCAGGACAAGGAGCAUCCAAGAUACCUGAUCCCAGAACUUUGCAAACAGUUUUACCAUUUGGGCUGGGUCACUGGGACUGGAGGAGGAAUUAGCUUGAAGCAUGGCGAUGAAAUCUACAUUGCUCCUUCAGGAGUGCAAAAGGAACGAAUUCAGCCUGAAGACAUGUUUGUUUGUGAUAUAAAUGAAAAGGACAUAAGUGGACCUUUGCCAUCUAAGAAGCUAAAAAAAAGCCAGUGUACUCCUCUUUUCAUGAAUGCUUACACAAUGAGAGGAGCAGGUGCAGUGAUUCAUACCCACUCUAAAGCUGCUGUGAUGGCCACCCUUCUCUUUCCAGGACGGGAGUUUAAAAUUACACAUCAAGAGAUGAUAAAAGGAAUAAAGAAAUGUACUUCCGGAGGGUAUUAUAGAUAUGAUGAUAUGUUAGUGGUACCCAUUAUUGAGAAUACACCUGAGGAGAAAGACCUCAAAGAUCGAAUGGCUCAUGCAAUGAAUGAAUACCCAGACUCCUGUGCAGUACUGGUCAGACGUCAUGGAGUAUAUGUGUGGGGGGAAACAUGGGAGAAGGCCAAAACCAUGUGUGAGUGUUAUGACUAUCUAUUUGAUAUUGCCAUAUCAAUGAAGAAAGUAGGACUUGAUCCUUCACAGCUCCCAGUUGGAGAAAAUGGAAUUGUCUAAGCUGAAAGGAAGUCUAAUUUAUAUACAGAGAUAAAGCUCAACAUAAUUAUUAUUGAAAUAAAAGGUAUUUUUUUAAUGAAUUGAAAUUUUUCAUGAUGCUACUAAUUUGCCACUAAAUAUUGCAAAUGGUCACCCUGAAUCUCUUCUGACAUUGGAUGUUAUUUGCUUAUAUUCUUAUAAUUUUAAAUGAGGGGACAGUGAAAUGACAAUUUUAUACUCUCUGUUUUUAUUUUUAAAUCCUUAACAGCAAAAUAUUUGCCUUUAAUUUAUUUUUUAUAUAUACUCUCAGAAAAUUCCUCUUAAUUUUUAAAGAUGCUGGUGAUAAUAAAAUUCAUUGGAAUAUUUC